CGAGCCUGAAACCUGAAGAACAGGCUCGGGGCUUAACAAGUUAAAGCAACACAUCAGGUGACUCUCAGCUGAUUCCUCAUUCACUGCAGGAAGUGAACAAGAGCAGACGUAGCAGAUAUUUGUUGUCCUUCGGAGCUUAAAGACUAUCUGUUCAGAGAUAGAAAAAGUAUUUGACAUUCACUAACACACUAAGAGAGGAAAUGGCGCAACAAGAAAUAAUCAGCUGUUCGAUCUGUCUGGAUCUACUGAAGGAACCGGUGACUAUUCCCUGUGGACACAACUACUGCAUGAACUGUAUUCAACGCCACUGGGAUGACAAUCUAAUCUACAGCUGCCCUGUGUGUAGACAGGCCUUUGCACCAAGGCCUGUCCUGGUGAAAAACACUAUGCUAGCAGACUUAGUGGAGGAGCUGAAGGAGACUGGUUCUGCUGAUCACUGCCAUGCUGGAGCUGAAGAUGUGGGAUGUGAUUUCUGCACUGGGAGAAAACUGAGAGCCUUGAAGUCCUGUCUGCAGUGUGUGGCCUCAUACUGUGAGAAACACCUCCAGCCUCAUUAUGAUUCUCCUGCCUUUAAGAAGCACAAGCUGGUGGAGCCCUCCAAGAAGCUCCAGGAGAACAUCUGCUCCCGUCACAACGAGGUGAUGAAGCUGUUCUGCCACACUGAUCAGCAGUGUAUCUGUUAUCUCUGCACUAAGGGUGAACAUAAAGGUCACGACACGGUGUCAGCUGCAGCAGAGAGGACUGAGAGGCAGAGACAGAUGAAGGGGAGUCGACAAAACAUCCAGCAGGGAAUCCAGGACAGAGAGAAGGAGGUGAAGCUGCUUCGGCAGGAAGCAAAGGCCAUCAAUGGCUCUGCUGAUAAAGCAGUGGAUGAGAGUAAGAAGAUGUUCACUGAGCUGAAGCAGCAGGUCAGAUCCCAGCAGAAGAGUGAAGUGAGUCGAGUCAAAGAGCGUCAGGAGAAGCUGGAGCAGGAGAUCUCUGAGCUGAAGAGGAGAGACGCUGAGCUGCAGAAGCUCUCUCACACAGAGGAUAACAACCAGUUUCUGCUCAACUACCCCUCUCUGUUACCUCUCAGUGAACCUAAACACUCAUCCAGCAUCAAAGUCCAUCCUCUGCGCUACUUUGAGGACGUGACAGCGGCUGUGUCAGAAAUCAGAGAUAGACAACAGGACGUCCUGAGGAAGACGUUGAACGACACCUCACUGAUGGUGAGUGAAGUGGAAGGCGUACUGCCACCUCCAGAGCCAAAGACCAGAGCUGAAUUCCUAACAUAUUCCGAUGAAAUCAAAUUUGAUCGAAACACAGUAAAAAGUGUAGACCUGGAAUACACAGACACAUUCACUUUUUAUUUUCAGCUCCUGAGUACAGAGAGUGUGACUGGUCGUUGUUACUGGGAAACGGAGUGGGGUGUUGGGAGGGGGCUUUGUGUAGGAGUUACAUACAAGAACACCAGCAGAGCAGGGGGAUGGGAGGAAUGUUUGUUUGGAUUCAAUGAUAGUUCAUGGGGGUUAUAUUGUUUAAAUGACGGUUAUACCUUUUGGUACAACAACAUCAAAACUCCCGUCGCAGUUCCUCAGUGCAACAAAGUAGGAGUGUACCUGGAUCACAGCGCAGGCGUUCUGUCCUUCUACAGCGUCACUGAAACCAUGACUCUCCUCCACAGAGUCCGGACCACAUUCACUCAGCCGCUCUAUGGUGGACUUCUGUAUUAAUUACAGUUCUAUUGGAGACACUGCUGAGUUCUGCAAACUCAAAUAAUCAUUUAAAGGGGCCAUGUGUUGUUCAUUUUCAUUUUCAGGUUCCUAUUAGUAGUUGUUUCCUUUACUGGGACAUGUAUCAAUGCUUUAAUGUUCAAAAAGCUCUUUAUCUUGAACUCAUUUAUCUCAAUGCUUGCCGCUGACAGCUGAUUGUUGUGGCAUUUCUUCAGAUAUCAAUCAAACAUUAUGGGCUCAGCUGUACUUUGACAUAUUGUCUUAAGUUGGUAUGUUGUAAAUGUUAGUUUCUUUAGUGUGUUUAGCUAUCACUGCUCAUGAUGAUGUUUGUUUCUCUGCAUGAAUAUUUACAUUUCUUUAUGCUCUAAAAUAUUGUUAAAAAUGGGUUUUCAUGUAUUUCUAUGUUGCUGACCCUCUUCCACUGCAAGGGUCUAGAGAAGAACUAGCAGAACUACUUCCUGGACACUUUGCUCUGUUUGUGUGCAUUUGUAAAGACAUGUUCAAUUACAAUGUGUUGUUGUUGUUGUUGUUGUUGUUAUGAGAUAUCAUAGAUCUGUAAAUAUCAUGAUCAUAUUAAUUAAUGAGGAAUGAUUCAUUAUGUUCUUAUACAUAGCGGAGAUUCUGCUGUGACAAAGUGAUUGUGUUGAUGAAAUCAUUAAACCGGUGAUAAGAAAUAAAAACAUUUAACAAA
Molecule: messenger RNA, 2403 nt
Organism: Gymnodraco acuticeps
Lineage: Eukaryota; Metazoa; Chordata; Actinopteri; Perciformes; Bathydraconidae
Product: E3 ubiquitin/ISG15 ligase TRIM25-like
Exons: 1
Coding region: 201-1712 (503 amino acids)
Molecular function (GO): protein binding; zinc ion binding
Source: RefSeq, a predicted model, not a curated record